CGGAUUUUCUACUGCAAUCCAAGGCACAAUUCGAAAUCAACCCCAUAAGACACCGCAUCAUGCUGAGUUCCAACGACCUCCAUGACCCGAACACCUGCCCUGCAUGCGGGGAUUGGCUGAAGAGCCACAAGGACGUGUCCGCGGACCAAAUGGACCCCGCUGCCGUCCACGCCGAGCUCGAAAAGCUUCGCUCGAUCAACCACCAAGUCGAGGCGCACGACAAAUCCGCCAAGCAAAAGAGCGCUUCCGGCGUCGCCAACACAAUCGCGUGGCUGCAGCAGCAUCAGGAAGAAAAGAAGAAGUCGAGUGGGUUCAUCCAUUCGUUGCUCCAUUGGUUUCGUCACGACGACGACGACGACAAGUCGACAUCACACACCCCGCUCCUUCCAUUGGAAUGGGCGCAAAGCCGUAUUGACGUAGACUGGACCGAGCGAAGCUACGCCGUCUUGAACGCCCCGUUCUAUGCGGACAUGAGUAAUGCUCGACGCAUCCUCCUCGAAGGAAAGCUGCGAACGACCGCGACGGACGCGGUGACGGCCGAAUUCAAGACGUGGGUCGCCGAGUUCAUGGGUCAAUUAGGGCAAUGCCGACACCUGAAGGACGAGCUACUGGAGGAGAAGGCGCACGUGGCGAACAACGUCAUUCGCGUGCGAACGAUAUACGACCAAGUGCAGAGUUUGUACGAAGAGACGCUGCUGUUGGACGCCAAGUCCCCCGAAUAUGAAGCCGCGCUGGUGGCGCUGUUCGACGAAGUGGAUGCGACGCUAGCAGACGAGGCCGCGGCGGUGAGCGAGGCAAAUCCGCUAGUGAUGACCCCCGACUCGGAGAACGAAGCGUUCAGCAACCUCUUUGCGAAUGUAGAGGCGUCCGACGACAAGAACGGUAUGGUCGUGGCCAAGUUGGUGGCGUGGAUGAAGAACAACCUCCCGCGCACCGACUUCGACGCGUUCAUGGCGCUCUUUGACAACCAGGUCAAGCACCAGCUAGGUGGGCAGUGGAUGCAGACCUAUGCCGAACACCUGCAACGGUUGGAACCGUUUGCCAUCGAGUUUCACAGCGCGUUUGUGUACUCCCGCAGUCGCGUCGACGUCGUCGCGCCCGUGCAUGACCCAACCCAACCCUAAAAUCAAUUCUGGGCUUACUAGUAGUAGUACUAUGUAAUAAUAUAUUCUGUGUUCACUUCGAAA
This is a messenger RNA of Aphanomyces astaci, 1187 nucleotides long. RefSeq lists its product as hypothetical. Bases 60 to 1124 code for a protein of 354 amino acids. The record is from RefSeq and is a predicted model, not a curated record. NCBI's taxonomy places the organism in Eukaryota, Oomycota, Saprolegniomycetes, Saprolegniales, Verrucalvaceae. The transcript has a single exon.